This is a messenger RNA of Phyllotreta striolata, 3722 nucleotides long. NCBI's taxonomy places the organism in Eukaryota, Metazoa, Arthropoda, Insecta, Coleoptera, Chrysomelidae. The record is from the annotation of a GenBank genome assembly.
GUCGGAUCGCGCUGUUCUAAAACAUUUCUAAUUAAUUCCAGCGAAUUUACGAAAUGACCAACGGCGAAAACGCAGGAACCGCAAAUUCGGACGAAAAGCUAUCGAACGUGAAGAAAAUCUCGAUCGGUUUACAAAGCCCAGACAGAAAAGUGCGAAAGCAAGCCUUCCUCGAUUUGCAGGGCUAUCUGUCCAACGAAAAUGCGGAAUUCAGCAACCAGGACCUCCGGUCGAUUUUCGUCGAAAUUCACAUAUACGUAUUGAACGGGCUGCGAGACAAAGUGGAAAACGUCCGCGAACAAGCGAUUAAAUUCGUCAACUUCCUAAUCAUCGAAAAGUUACCGCUCAACGAUUACUACCUUACCUACGUAUUACCUGUACUAGUCGAAAGAAUCGGCACGGUGGAAUUGAUCGAGGAAUCCGAGGAAAUCCGAUUACAAAUACUCCAAUUACUCGACGCUAUUAUAACUAAGUACUCGCAUACAGCCCAGCUGGUGCCGUUCCUGAACGAUUGCGUCACCAUUCUCGCCGAGACCGUCAAAGACAAGUAUCCUACCAUAAAGGAAUUGAGUUGUCGCACCGUCAUCAAAUUGGCCGAGGCCUUGCCGAGGGAUUUCCACAAACAGGCGGAAACUCUGGUGAAGCCGGUCAUAACGUGUUUCUACCACCAGAGGUACAAAGUGCGAGUCGAGGCCGUCUACGCAGUCGGCGAAAUCGUCAUGCACAGCUCGUACAAGGCCCUCGAAGAGGCCGUAACGCCAUUGGCCGAGAAACUGUUUGACCAGAUACCCGCCGUGAGAAGGGCCGUUGCGCAGGUGGCCGCUCGAUGGUUGAUGGAGUAUCGAGACAGGUACUCGUUUUUCCAUAAAAUUCUGCCGCUAUUGCUCACCGGCUUGAACGAUGAGGUGCUGGAAACCAGAAUGGAGGCGGCCAAGUUGUGGGAACAGGCCGGUUUGCAAUAUCAACAAGAGAACGAGAAGGAUUUUAAAGACGAAAUCGAUUAUCUGAUCCAACCUCCGAAAUAUUACCCGGACAACGUGCUACGGCCUAACAUCGGCUGCAGGGGCUUGGUGAAGAGGAACGUGCUUAAAAUAGCCCCCGGCAUAGCGAACGAACUGACCAGUUGGCAGGAAGACAUCCGGUUGAGGUGCGCCCAACUUCUCUGCGCCGUUGCGUUACACGCCGAAAGCGACAUCACGCAGAACCUCCAAGUGCUCCUCGUCGCCAUGUAUUCGGCCGCAAGGGACGAUGACCACCGGGUGGUAUCGAACAUCGAAAGGGCCAGCGAAAUCAUCGGGUGCUUCGUUAAAUGCGACACGUGGUCCGAACUGAUGGUGCCGCUCGUCGAAGACGGGCCCCAUUACGGUCAUUUGACGGUACUCAAGGGACUAAUAAGAGGCUCCCCGCGCGAGUACUUUGCGCCGUACGUUGAGAACAUUUGCAAGGUUUUGAGCGAGGAUUUCAUAUGUUGUAGCAGAAAAAACAAAUACCAAGUCGAAUUGAUCGAGUGCGUAAAGGCUUUGGCCGAGAAACACGACAACGGUACCGAAGGAGAAGCCGGUUAUUGCUUGUUUAAAAUAUCGACGUCCGUGUUCGCUUUGAAGCACGCCGAUAACGCGGAGAAAAUCCGCGAUUCGGACGUAAUGGAUCGCUUGAAAGAUUGCUUGAAAUUGGAAAGCGUGCAGGAAUUGUACGAUUUGUACGCCGGUCGGCUGUUGAGGCACGUGAACAGGAACCCCGAGCUUUGGACGAUCGUCAGCGAAGAGGAGUGCUUGUUUCUGUCGCUGUUGUCGCACGUGAACGAGGCCUUCGGACGGAAUUUGGACGUUAUAGGGGAGAUUUUGAGUCUGUCGCUCGAUACUCAAUGCGACGCGGAGAGUCGCUUGAAGAUAUUUUACGUGCUGGCCGGCGUGUUUGAGAACAAAGAGGCGGUUUUCGGACGGGCCGAGAAUCGAGCGGAAUUUCUGGAAAAAUUAGUUCAAGAUGUAUUUGUACCGUCGCUGGUUUGGCACGCGGGCGCAACGGCGGAGGCCAUCAGAACGAUGGCGGCUUCCUGUUUGCGAAGCGCUCUCCUGCCGCUAGAUGGCGUCGAAUUGUUUACAGCGGAAACGUUGCGACCGGUUCGCGAUAAAUUGUUGCCUUUGUUGACUUCCCUGUUGGAAGACGCUUCGUACAGAAGUCGAGAAACGGCCGUGGAUUGUUUGGUUUUGUUGAAGGAGAAUUGCCACAGGACGGGCAUUUGGGAGAUUGGAGAUUUCGUGUCUGUGUAUCCAGAGGUGUUGAAACGGUUGGACGAUCCGACCGAUAGGGUGAGGAUUUGCGCUUUGAGAAAUUUACCUUUUAUACUGAAAAACGUACCGGAGAUAUUUAAAGAUUUAACGUAUAGGAGCCAUCACGAGCUUAUCGUCGAUACGUUGAUGAUACAUUUCGAUGAUGACGAUGAGGCGAUUCAAAAAUUGGUGAAAAAUGCGUUGGAAUCGAUGGUGGAAAUAAAUAAAAAGGAGCUGUUGAAUAAAAUCGAACGUCACAAGCCUUUGUUGCGCAAUCAAAAAGGCUGCGAGGAGUUUCUGGAGAGCCUAGAAGGCUUGAGAAUUACGGAAAUCAAGUGAAUUUAUUCGCAACGUUUCCUGCUUUGUAUUGUUAAUUUUCUUAUUAAUAAUUUAUGUCGAUUUAUUGUACGUGUUUAUAAACAAAAAAAAUUGUUUUUAAAAAUUUAUAAGCCAACUACGUCCAGUUGGAAAUUUGUAAAAAAUAAUAUACAUUAAACAACCUAAAUUAAAUAAAUUAAACACAUAUUUAAAAAAUCUAAAAAGCGAUUUCUAAAUAUAGCGGAUUCUCAAUAUCGUCUCCAAUGUGGAAAUGAUAGGAAUAAGCGAUGGAAAUUUUCCUUUGAUGUCCUAUACAUAUACCUAUGCAAAUUUUACCCAUUGUAGCCUCGAAGUUCCUGUCGAAAUAUUCGCAGCAUUUUUUAUCGAUUAUCUGCCGAUGAGCAUUGAAAGCCACAUGUCGAUCGUUGUCUUUCCUUUCGCAAUCGAUCGUUUUAGUUUCGAUAAAAAUCCCCACGCCCGAAUCGUUCACAGUCAGUAUAUCGAUUGUACUGCUCAAAUUGUUCUUGUAUAUCUCCGACUGGGUGAUGCAAAAUUUACUGGCCAAAAACGUGAACAGCACGUUCUGGAACCCGUUGGAAUCCUCCAAAGUCCCGUAGAAAUUCGAAUUGGUAAAUAGAUCGUUGAGGCUCCUGCAGAACUGCUCGAACUUCGCGUCGUCGUAGGUUUGCACGGAGAAGGCGUUGGUGGCCGAAUGGAGCGCCCUCAGGUGGCGCUCUUUGAAACCGUACUUCGCGAUGAAAGUGUCUUUGAGAAUCCUCGCGAUUUCCAAGCGAAUCUCCGAAUUGGGAAUUUUCAAAAACAUUUCGGAUUGAUCCAAAGUCAAGCUAUCGUUGCCCGUCACGUAGCCCAAAUGGUAGAGGACUUUCAGAAAGAGCCCUUCGGCGCUGGCCCCGUUUUUUUCCAUUAGCAUGUUGUUUAAACUCCUAACGUUAUAAACAGAUAGAGCUUUUGAGAUGUCCGUACACCUGGACAUCCCUAACAACAGUAGUUCCAUUUCUUCGGCGAUUUCUUUGAUGGAAAAUAUCUCUUUGAACAAAUCGUAGUGUUCGGAUUGACACCAGUAAUUCAACGGUAUCCUCUUGUUCUCCAAAUAACUCAAAACCGACCAAAGAUUAU